AUGAAAUCAACCAUCAGCUUCAAUAACAGAACCACAAACCACCAAUCCUUUGUGCUUGUUGGCAUUCCCGGCAUGCAGGAGCGCAACUCAUGGAUGGCCUUCCCUCUCUGCCUGCUCUACCUCCUGACUCUCUUCGGAAACUUCACUAUCCUCUUUGUCAUCAAGAGAGAGCAGAGCCUCCAUGAGCCCAUGUACCUCUUCCUCUCCAUACUCGCCUGCUCGGACCUGGGCCUCUCACUGACCACAAUGCCAACGAUGCUGGGCGUUUACUGGUUCGAUGCCAGGGAAAUCUCAUUCACUGGCUGCAUCGUGCAGAUGUUCUUCAUCCAUCUGUUCCAGUGGACAGAGUCUGGCAUCCUCGUGGCCAUGGCCUUUGACCGUUUGAUUGCCAUACAAAACCCUCUAAGAUACACUUUACUUCUCCCAAAUACAGUGGUUGGGAAAAUUGGACUAGCCAUAUUGGCCAGAGGUUUCUGUAUCUGCUUCCCUGCCCCCUUCCUUAUUAAACGCCUUCCCUUUUGUAGGUCCAACGUCCUCUCUCAUUCCUAUUGUCUCCAUCAAGAUAUUGUGCACUUGGCCUGCGCAGACACAACCAUCAAUACGUUUUAUGGCUUGACUGUAGUAAUCUGUACAUUAUGUUUGGAUGUUGUGAUCAUUCUUGUGUCGUACCUCCUCAUUCUGAAGACUGUUCUGAGCAUCGCCUCCCGCGAAGAGCGGUCCCGGGCUCUGAACACCUGCGUCUCCCAUGUGUGCGCCAUCUUGAUUUUUUAUGUUCCAAUGAUUGGGGCCAGUGCUGUUCAUCGGAUUGGAAGACACCUCUCUCUCCUCGUUCACAUGAUGAUGGCCAACAUCUACAUUGCUGUCCCACCCCUUCUUAAUCCCAUUGUGUACAGUGUGAAAACACAGCAGAUUCGACAAAGGAUACUCAAAAUGUUCCAGCAAACGAAAAUCAGGAGUUGA
Messenger RNA from Heteronotia binoei (common prickly gecko), 960 nucleotides. RefSeq names its product olfactory receptor 51H1-like. The record is from RefSeq and is a predicted model, not a curated record. Bases 1 to 960 code for a protein of 319 amino acids. Gene Ontology annotation, molecular function: olfactory receptor activity; G protein-coupled receptor activity. The transcript has a single exon. Gene Ontology annotation, cellular component: membrane. Gene Ontology annotation, biological process: G protein-coupled receptor signaling pathway. NCBI's taxonomy places the organism in Eukaryota, Metazoa, Chordata, Lepidosauria, Squamata, Gekkonidae.